AUGGAGAAACGACGCCAAGUGGCGGAAGAGUCUAAAGCGAAUCGACAGAAGCUGGCUGAAGAAGCUGCGGCGAUUGACGAUGGUGAUCAUGCCGUUUUGGACGACCUCUUGGAGAAGCUGCGCAAUGGCGAAAGUGCGGGUCGGAAAGCUCGGCGAAAUCGCAGCACCGUCUCUCGACCGCCGCCACCGUUGGCGUUGAGCGCGGACGCACUUCUUGGGACCGCGCCAUCGGGCAACGACACGGUCGACAUCGCCAAAGACAUGCUCGCCCGUUUGAAGUCCGAUGGUUUCGAAACUGUGCCGCCUGUCUCGCAGAGCACGUCCUCAUCGCAGACUGCUCGUCGUUCGAGACGGAGACAAGAGUCUCAUUCAUUUGAUAGCAUAGGGUAG
Molecule: messenger RNA, 390 nt
Organism: Fibroporia radiculosa
Lineage: Eukaryota; Fungi; Basidiomycota; Agaricomycetes; Polyporales; Fibroporiaceae
Exons: 1
Coding region: 1-390 (129 amino acids)
Source: RefSeq, a predicted model, not a curated record